GAUGAACAUGAUGAACAUGCAGCAGAUGAUGGCCAAAGCCGGGGGCGCGCCUCCUCAGCCAGGGAUGAAUGCCAUGAACCCCAUGGCGGCAAUGAUGGGUAUGGGAAAUAUGCCUGGCAACGGCAUGGGGGCCACGCCUGCAGCCGCAGCAGAGAAGGACAAGCCAACGCUGAAGGAAGACGAUGACGAGACGAUCGACCCAGACAUUCGUGAGUUGGGAGAUUACUUCAACAUCGAGGAGCGAUGGGUAGUGCGCUUGAACGAGGCGAUGAAGAAGCGGCAAGACACCAAGACGGUAGACAUUGAGAAGCUCUACGAAGUUCUAGAGAAGGCUCGGAGUCCGACAGGGCUGUUGACUGUGCAGAUUGGCAAGAUGGAGUGUGGGCAGUUUGUUGGCAAGAUCAAGCCGGACAAGGACGUGGAGCGGAUGGCGAGAAAAUUCAAGCUGGAUGAUCCGGUGACCUCAAGGCUGACGGAACUGAAGGUUUGGCGCAAGAGAAAUGGCCAGGAAGACCGCGCCACAAAGGACUUGGAGCGGAUAGAGUACCACCUGCGCUUUGCCAAGCGGCCCAAUGCGUUGUGCACGCUCCUCGUGGCUCGGCUGCUGGAAGGCGAAAUAGAUGAGCUGCCGGACCUCACGAACGCCGAGAAGAUAAUGACCGAUUUCAAGCUGGAUGAGGAUGCCUGCUCAAAGAUGAGGGAGAUCAUCGAAAAGCGCUCUGCAGACGAAGAACGUGUCCUGACCUGCGUGCGCAAACACCUGAAAAAUUCUAGCAAUGCUUCCUCCAUGUUAUGCAAGAUUGCCAGGCAGCUGAUUGACGGAGGCGAUCUGCCAGACCCUCCGGAGCGACCACAGAAGGGCAAAGGUGGCGGCAAGGACGGCAAAGAUGACGGCGAGCGUGGCGAACGCAAAGACCGCGAUGGGGACCGGCAUCAUGACAGAGACCGCGACCGCAACGACCGAGGCCAUAAGCGCGACCGGAGCCGCAGCCGUGAUCGUCGGGAUCGACGUGACAGUCGUGGCCGGUGA
This is a messenger RNA of Symbiodinium pilosum, 1030 nucleotides long. The record is from the annotation of a GenBank genome assembly. Lineage: Eukaryota; Dinophyceae; Suessiales; Symbiodiniaceae.